AUGUCUGCCCCACAAGAACUUUGCCAGUAUCUACUGGGACAGACAGCUUGCUGCAAGCUGGUUAGCCAUGCUAAUGGAACUACCACCGAGCUGGUCAGGGAACUACCACCGAGCUGGUCAGGGAACUACCACCGAGCUGGUCAGGGGACUACCACCGAGCUGGUCAGGGAACUACCACCGAGUUGGUCAGGGCACUACCACCGAGCUGGUCAGGGAACUACCACCGAGCUGGUCAGUGAGCUACCACCGAGCUGGUCAGGGAACUACCACCGAGCUGGUCAGGGAACUACCACCCAGUUGGUCAGGGGACUACCACCGAGCUGGGAACUACCACCGAGUUGGUCAGGGAACUACCACCGAGCUGGUCAGGGAACUACCACCGAGCUGAUCAGUGAGCUACCACCGAGCUGGUCAGGGAACUACCACCGAGUUCGUCAGGGCACUACCACCCAGUUGGUCAGGGGACUACCACCGAGCUGGUCAGGGAACUACCACCCAGUUGGUCAGGGAACUACCACCGAGCUGGUCAGGGAACUACCGAGCUGGUCAGGGAACUACCACCGAGCUGGUCAGGGAACUACCACCGAGCUGGUCAGGGAACUACCACCCAGUUGGUCAGGGGACUACCACCCAGCUGGUCAGGGAACUACCACCGAGUUGGUCAGGGAACUACCACUGACUUGGUCAGGGAACUACCACUGA
This is a messenger RNA of Liolophura sinensis, 702 nucleotides long. RefSeq names its product submandibular gland secretory Glx-rich protein CB-like. The record is from RefSeq and is a predicted model, not a curated record. NCBI's taxonomy places the organism in Eukaryota, Metazoa, Mollusca, Polyplacophora, Chitonida, Chitonidae. The coding region runs from base 1 to 702 and encodes 233 amino acids. The transcript has 3 exons.